Molecule: messenger RNA, 1471 nt
Organism: Sorex araneus (European shrew)
Lineage: Eukaryota; Metazoa; Chordata; Mammalia; Eulipotyphla; Soricidae
Gene: MAD2L1BP
Product: MAD2L1 binding protein
Exons: 2
Coding region: 323-1063 (246 amino acids)
Biological process (GO): regulation of exit from mitosis
Cellular component (GO): nucleus
Source: RefSeq, a predicted model, not a curated record
CCGGUGGUGUUCCCCGGGCCUGUGAGCCAGGAAGGCUGCUGCCGCUUCACCUGUGAACUCCUAAAGCAUAUCAUGUACCAACGCCAGCAACUCCCGCUGCCUUAUGAACAGCUUAAGUUCUUCUACCGAAAGGCCCAGAAGUAUUUCAGAUGGGACCACAAGUAAGCAUGUGCUCAGUUUGCUGUUUCAUUAGAAGACCCAGCUCUCCAGAAUCACCUUUAUUAGACCUGAGUGUCUUCAUUCUGCUGCUCGUUCCCAGUAUGACAAACACCUGCUAUCAUUUCACCAAAUCUUGACGGCUUUAAAAUAUAUAUAUAUUUAUAUGUUUGCAUGUCUCUGGACACUGGCUUCAGAACACUGUCUCUGCUUUUCUCAGCUUGGGAGAAUUUUGGUUCUGUUCAAAGAAUAUAGCUUUUCCCGUUUGUGCUCUGAGGAAGGCCAGACUUCCCUGAAUUUCCCGUGUUGUAAGUUUCCCUCAGCUCAGCAGUGCUCUUGCGGUGGCAUUAGCAUUCUGCUCUCUGUCCCCUCUCACCACUGUUUGUCCUCUCAGGCAGAGGACAUGGUGAAGAAGAAACCUCGGCCUGGUGCCGAGGCGAACAGCAGGAGAUGCCAACAAACCCUGACUGAACUGGAGAGCGUCCUGAGCCACCUGGAGGGGCUCUUUGCCCGGACACAAGUGCCACGAGUGCUGAUACUCCUGGGGGGCAGUGCCCUGAGUCCCAAGGAGUUCUACGAGCUUGACUUGUCCUGCUUGGCCCCCAGCAGCAUGGACCAGAGUCUGAGCACGGCGGCCUGCCUGCGCCGGCUCUUCCGAGCCAUCUUCCUGGCUAAUGCCUUCAGCGAGCUGCAGGCCCCUCCGCUCAUGGGCACCACCGUCAUGGUCCUGGGCCACCGCGACUGUGGAGAGGAUUGGUUUCGACCCAAGCUCAACUACAGAGUGCCCAGCCGGGGCCACAAACUGACUGUGACCUUGUCCUGUGGCCGCCCCUCCAUUCCAGCCUCGACAUGGGAGGAUUACAUUUGGUUCCAGGCGCCGGUGACUCUGAAGGGUUUCCAUGAAUGAAGGAGGUUGCUGCUUUUACCAUGAAAUCAAUAGCUAAGUUAUUUCUCCCCUACGUGUUGGCACCAAGUCUUCCCAUCUCUUGCUUCAGUUGCUGCCUUCUGGCUCAUGCGUCCUCUCUGACCUUCAGGUGGGGGAGAUCAUGGACUUCAAAUGGCUCUUUGAGUCUGAGAUGGAAUUUCCCGGUGGGUGUCGGACCAGGUGCUGUUCUUUGGGCUUGGAAAGCAAAUCUGGGCUCGUGGGUAGACACACUUAGGGAAGUGACUCUUUUCUGCUUUUUGCUGUGCCUUUCCAGGACUCUGAACCAGGUUUAUGAUGUGGGUAUGACUCAUGAACUGAAAUAUAAAAUGAAUGGAUUUUUGUUAAAAUUUCCCCAAACCCUUAGCUUUUGAAAAAAGACUGCAGACUGGA